GUUGCAGAGAGUUUUGUGGAGCAAAGAGCAGAUGCAAGCCCUCACGGGAAAAUGUGAGAUAACUGAGUUGUAAAAGGCACCUGGAGGCACUGCGGUGUCAGCACAGAGGCAGACAAAGCAGUAUGGCUGGAGUUCGCUUCCACUCUGCUCUGGUGACUGGGGCCAACCGGGGAAUCGGCCUCGGGCUGGUCCGGCACCUGCUGGCAUUGUCAAACCCACCUGAGUGGGUCUUUGCAACAUGUCGCGACCCCAAGGGACAGCGAGCGCAGGAGCUGCAGAAAUUGGCCUCCAAGCACCCCAACGUGGUCCCUGUCCCGCUCGAAGUCACCGAUCCCGCCAGCAUCAAGGCGGCCGCAGCCAGCGUCGGGGAGCGCCUCAAGGGCUCGGGGCUGAACCUCCUCAUCAACAACGCUGGGAUCCUAAGGCCAAACAAGCUUGACAAUGAAACACUGAAGGACAUGGCCGAGGUGUACACCACCAACACCAUCGCACCUCUGCUGGUCAGCCAGGCGUUCCUGCCCCUGCUGAAGAAGGCAGCCCAGGGCAGCACGGGCUCGGGGAUGAGCUGCAGCAAGGCAGCCAUUGUCAACAUGUCCAGCAUUGGGGGAUCCAUUUCUUCUGUCGGUGGUUGGGAUAUAUUGGAAGUUGCCUCAUACCGCUGCAGCAAGGCUGCUCUCAACAUGCUCACCAGGUGCCAGUCCAUGGGGUACCGCGAACACGGCAUCUUCUGUGUCGCUUUCCAUCCUGGCUGGGUGCAGACAGACAUGGGGAGCGCAGGAGGACACACGCCCCCCGUGACGGUGGACGCGAGCGCAGCAGGGAUGCUGAAGGUGCUCUCCAAGCUCUCCGAGAAGGACAGCGGGUCCUUCCUGGACUGGGAAGGGAACGUUGUGCCCUGGUGAGGUGCUGGCCCGGCCUCGUGCCUGGAUCCUGGCAGUGGCCCCUCUGCCCUCCCUCCCAGGGAGGUGGUGGAGUCUCCUUCUCUGGAGAUGUUCAAGACCUGCCUGGAUGCCUACCUGUGCGACCUACUGUAGGGAACCUGCUUUGGCAGGGGGGUUGGACUCGAUGAUCUCUGGAGGUCCCUUUCCAACCCCUACAAUUCUGUGAUUCUGUGAUUCUGUGAUUCUGUGCUGCUGCCCGACCUCUGCUAAGUCUUCAAUAAACCCAUAUCUGACAACA
Messenger RNA from Lagopus muta (rock ptarmigan), 1179 nucleotides. Its product is annotated as C-factor-like. Bases 123 to 902 code for a protein of 259 amino acids. NCBI's taxonomy places the organism in Eukaryota, Metazoa, Chordata, Aves, Galliformes, Phasianidae. The transcript is spliced from 6 exons. The record is from RefSeq and is a predicted model, not a curated record.